Messenger RNA from Peromyscus eremicus (cactus mouse), 1670 nucleotides. RefSeq names its product prenylcysteine oxidase 1 like (gene Pcyox1l). Lineage: Eukaryota; Metazoa; Chordata; Mammalia; Rodentia; Cricetidae. The record is from RefSeq and is a predicted model, not a curated record. Gene Ontology annotation, molecular function: prenylcysteine oxidase activity. The transcript is spliced from 6 exons. The coding region runs from base 9 to 1493 and encodes 494 amino acids. Gene Ontology annotation, biological process: prenylcysteine catabolic process; prenylated protein catabolic process.
CGCCCGCCAUGGCCCGCGCUGCCCCGCUGCUCGCCAUGCUGGCCACGCUUCUCACCGCCGCCGCUGCAGGCGGAGACGCCCCGCCCGGAAAAAUCGCCGUUAUUGGAGCUGGGAUCGGGGGCUCUGCUGUGGCCCAUUUCCUUCAGCAACACUUUGGACCCCGGGUGCAAAUUGUCGUCUAUGAGAAAGGGGCUGUGGGUGGCCGCCUGGCCACCAUCUCCGUCAACAAGCAGAACUACGAGAGCGGGGCAGCCUCCUUCCAUUCCCUGAGCCUCCACAUGCAGGACUUCGUCAAGCUGCUAGGGCUGAGACAGCGGCGCGAGGUGGUGGGCAGGAGCGCCAUCUUCGGCGGGGAGCACUUCGUGCUGGAGGAAACCGACUGGUACCUGCUGAACCUCUUCCGCCUCUGGUGGCACUACGGCAUCAGCUUCCUGAGGCUGCAGAUGUGGGUGGAGGAAGUCAUGGAGAAGUUCAUGAGGAUCUACAAGUACCAGGCUCAUGGCUAUGCCUUCUCGGGCGUAGAAGAACUGCUCUACUCACUGGGGGAGACCACCUUUGUCAACAUGACCCAGCGUUCGGUGGCCGAGUCCCUGCUCCAGGUGGGGGUCACACAGCGCUUUAUUGAUGAUGUUGUCUCCGCUGUCCUACGGGCCAACUAUGGCCAGUCAGCAUCCAUGCCAGCCUUUGCCGGGGCCAUGUCACUAGCUGGGGCUCAGGGCAACCUGUGGUCCGUGGAAGGGGGCAACAAGCUAGUUUGUUCCGGUUUGCUGAAGCUUGCCAAGGCCAGCGUGAUCCAUGCCACGGUGACCUCUGUGACCCUGCACACUACAGAAGGGAAAGCCCUGUACCAAGUGGGGUAUGAAAGUGACAAGGGUAACAGCUCUGACUUCUACGACAUCGUGGUCAUUGCCACGCCCCUGCACCUGGACAACAGCAGCCACAACCUCACCUUCGAAGGCUUCACUCCGCCCAUUGAUGACAUUCAGGGCUCUUUCCAGCCCACCGUGGUCUCCCUGGUCCAUGGCUACCUCAACUCUUCCUACUUCGGCUUCCCCGACCCUAAGCUUUUCCCCUUCGCCAACAUACUCACCACAGAUUUCCCCAGCUUCUUCUGCACUCUGGACAACAUCUGUCCUGUCAACAUCUCAGCCAGCUUCCGGCGGAAGCAGCCCCAGGAAGCAGCAGUAUGGCGAGUGCAGUCCCCGAAGCCCCUCUUCCGGACUGAGCUGAAGACCCUCUUCCGGUCCUAUUACUCAGUCCAGACAGCCGAGUGGCAGGCCCACCCCCUCUACGGCUCCCGCCGCAGCCCCCCCAAGUUCGCGCUCCAUGACCAGCUCUUCUACCUCAACGCCUUGGAGUGGGCGGCUAGCUCCGUGGAGAUGAUGGCUGUAGCUGCUAAGAACGUGGCCUUAUUGGCUUAUAACCGCUGGUACCAGGACCUGGACAAGAUUGACCAAAAGGACUUGAUCCAUAAGGUCAAGACUGAACUGUGAGGGUGUCCAGAGAGACUCCAGAAACUCUGUCCCACACUGAAGAUGGAGCCCACCCCAGCAGCACAGGACCGCCUAAGCCACAUUCGUGGGCUGCUCUGCUCUCUCUGCCCUGUGUAUGGAGCAGAUGUUCCCCCCGUGGGUCCAGGUGAUUCACUAUCUGCCUAAGGAUCCUUAGAA